GAAACGUCAGCUGUCAGGUGUUGUCCAACGUGCUUUGCGUUCUUCUCCAAUUUGCUCCUGGACGCCAAUAUUCGCCGCAUAGCCGCCUAGUGACCAAUCCUAGUACGGGUUUCCGAGGACGUCCCGCAGCCCUUCUCUAAGGCAUUGAAAAGUGCGUGUCGGCAGUAAUUUUACCCGUACUAGCCGAUUUCCUUCAAAGCUGCGACUUCCUUCCUGUUGCCAGUGAAAACCGCAUGCGAGCGCGUCACUCGCUAACUCGUUCGAUCAGACCAAACCUUCGAUCAAUCCACCGAUCCCCACAACCAUACCCUUCAACCCUCUAUCAACCAUGAACGAAAGCUCGGCGACAGCGACCUCUUCCUCGACCACGGCCUCGUCCACCGGGAACGUAUCCUCCAAUGCGGACGAAAAUGCGCGCAAGGUACAGAUAUACAAGGACAAUCUGAUUAGCAGGGCGGAGAACCUGAUCAUCAAAGAGUUCCCGGAGCGUAUUGUGCGCCUCAACGCGUUGCUGGAGACAUCGCAGUUCGCCCAUCGAAACUUCAGCGACGUGUAUCAGGAGCUGAACAUUCCAGUGCCGCCGCCAAUCGUGGUGGAGACCGGCAGCGGGGACGCCUCGACCAAUGCCGCCAAACGGCAGCGCCUGAACUCCUCAUACGGGUUGGAUGGUGAGGGUGGUACUAACGUGCUCGCGCUACCGACUGGCCGGGUCGAUUGCAACAAAGCCAUCAGCGAGCUGAUUCUGAUCGUGAAACCGGUGAUCCGAGCGCUGGUCGAGGAUUCGAACUUGUUGAAAAUGUGGAUCUCGUUCAUGAUACCGAAGAUCGAGGAUGGAAACAACUUUGGCGUAUCGAUCCAGGAGGACACGCUCUCGGAGAUCCAAUCGGUCGAAACGGAGGCGGCCACUUUCUUCGACCAGAUAUCGCGAUACUUUGUGACCCGGGCGAAGGUCGUCUCGAAGGUGGCCAAAUAUCCGCACAUCGACGAUUAUCGCCGGGCAGUGGCCGAGGUGGACGAGAAAGAGUUCCUUAGCCUCUGGUUGGUGCUGAGCGAGGUGCGAAACCGUUACUGCUCGCUACACGAUAUCGUCAUCAAGAACAUGGAGAAACUCAAAAAGCCACGCUCCUCGAACACCGAUAGUCUGUACUAAGUUUUGCCGCAUUCAAUACAGUACCAUAGAGGGAAAGGAGAGAUUUUGAGACAGACGGAAAGAGAGAGCGAUUUGCAGAUCCGUGGAGCAUUAACCCGGUAUAUUGGAAGGAAGAACACAUACAAUAAAAAAAACCCAAAACAAACCAAAA
Molecule: messenger RNA, 1301 nt
Organism: Anopheles aquasalis
Lineage: Eukaryota; Metazoa; Arthropoda; Insecta; Diptera; Culicidae
Gene: REG
Product: proteasome regulator gamma
Biological process (GO): positive regulation of endopeptidase activity; regulation of G1/S transition of mitotic cell cycle; regulation of proteasomal protein catabolic process
Cellular component (GO): cytoplasm; nucleoplasm; proteasome activator complex
Molecular function (GO): endopeptidase activator activity
Source: RefSeq, a predicted model, not a curated record